CUUCGGCCUGUUUUUUUGGUCAUUCACACAUUCUCUUCAACCGCUUUCCUUUGGACGCAGGGCGACCUUGCUCAAACUCUCUUUUCUUGCCUUUCAAGUGAUUCUUCUGUGAAGAUCACGUCCACUGCGAACCCCAACGCUUACGUUCUUUACCGAAAACCCUAUAUUCCGAAUCUCCAUCUAUAUCAGAAAUGCGCUUCACAACUUACUCCACCGCCAGCGUGUUGGCCGCUUUGGCCUCUGCUCAAACCUUCACUGAUUGCAACCCUAUGGAAAAGACCUGCCCCAUUGACCCUGCCAUGCCUCAGACCUGGGAGACCGACUUCACUGCUGGCAAGGAUGCUAUCAAGGGCUGGAAGCAGACUGCAGGUGACCUCACCUAUGGACCUGAGGGAGCCGCGUUUACCGUGGCCAAGAAGGGCGAUGCGCCCACUAUUGGCUCUGAAGGAUAUUUCCAUUUCGGUUACGUCGAGGUUGUCAUGAAAGCCGCUCCUGGUACCGGCAUCGUUUCUUCUAUCGUUCUUCAGUCCGACGACUUGGAUGAGGUCGACUGGGAAUGGAUUGGAGGCGUCGACAGCCGUGUGCAGAUGAACUACUUUGGCAAGGGUAACACAACAACGUACGACCGCAUGAUCGAAGCCGAUGUUGCCAACAAUCAAAAUGAGUUCCACAAAUACGCCCUAAACUGGACCUCAUCAGCCCUGACCUGGCUCAUCGACGACAAGCCUGUCCGCACCCUCAACUUUGCCGACGCAAACGGCGGCAAAAACUUUCCCCAAACCCCUUGCAACGUCCGCCUCGGCAACUGGCCCGGCGGCGACUCUACAAAUGAAGGAACCCGCCAAUGGGCCGGCGGCAAUGUAACCUACGAGAACGCCCCCUUCACCAUGACGGUCAAGAGCGUAAAAGUCACCAACUACUCACCCGGCAAAGAAUACGAAUGGACCGACAAAACCGGUAGCUUCCAAUCCAUCAAGGUCCUCGACGCCGGCAACAAAGACGGCGCCCCCAUCAACUCUACCCCCAUCACCACGCCCGUAAACGGCACCCAGCCCCCACUCGAAGCCGGCGUUGACGCCCCCGCUGCGAGCGGCGAGGCAGGCUCAGGCAGCGGAGCAGACAAAGGAGAGCCAUGCAACUGCGGAACCGCAUACGUAACCGUCACCGCGCCUCCUCCUGGCGCCUCUGCUCCCCCCGCCACCACCGCGCCUCCAGCCACCAUCACAUCCUCUUACCCCGCCGUACCCAUCGAGAGCGCAAAGAGCAUGCUGUCCUCUAUCCUUGACGCCUCUUCUUCCGCUGGCCUGGCAAUCGAUACCAGGUCCGCGCCUGGUGUACCCAUGCCUACCGCGCCCACGGGUGCCAUCCCACUGCCGCAAACUAACGGCACCGGAACGGCGGUUGCGCCACCGCAGUUUACGGGUGCCGCCAAUAAGGUUGUCGGUGCGGGAGCCUUGCUUGGCGCCGUUGUCGGGGCUAUGGUGCUUGUCUUGUAAGUAAACAUUUGAGCAGGACGAGGUAAGGGCGGGGGUGGGGAUUGUACGUGAGAAUAUGGUUGAUGUAGAAUUCUGGUUUUUUUCUUUUGGAUAUAUAUAUAGAGAGAGAGAAACUUACGCUCGUUACUUUUAACUUAUUUUGUAAAUACUUAAUUUUCGAUGAAGGGGGUCCUCCUUUUUUUGAGGCUGAUUUUAUGUGGUCUCAAGCUUUUU
Molecule: messenger RNA, 1709 nt
Organism: Bipolaris maydis ATCC 48331
Lineage: Eukaryota; Fungi; Ascomycota; Dothideomycetes; Pleosporales; Pleosporaceae
Product: glycoside hydrolase
Biological process (GO): fungal-type cell wall organization; carbohydrate metabolic process
Cellular component (GO): fungal-type cell wall
Molecular function (GO): hydrolase activity, hydrolyzing O-glycosyl compounds; glycosyltransferase activity
Source: RefSeq, a predicted model, not a curated record